Messenger RNA from Plenodomus lingam JN3, 1182 nucleotides. RefSeq lists its product as uncharacterized. The record is from RefSeq and is a predicted model, not a curated record. NCBI's taxonomy places the organism in Eukaryota, Fungi, Ascomycota, Dothideomycetes, Pleosporales, Leptosphaeriaceae.
AUGGUAUACACUGUUGAUUUAGGCUCAAGUUUGAAAGGCUUGUUGAGCUGUCAAGUUGAGACUACUGCUGUCAGACGCUUUUCCGCACCGCCCGCCUUCAUCGAAUAUUCUCGCCACGAACGCGCGAUGAAAGUGAAAGCGGUAGACUACGCUGGUGUUGGCACUGGCGUCACAACCUUCGACAAAAUGUUUCACUCAACACGCUCGGCACCCUUUUCUCCACCGCCGCCAGACCUAGAUCGCCAUGUCUUGUACAAGCCGUUUCCUUUUCUGAAAUUACCAAAGGACAUUCGUCUUAUGGUUUAUGAGAAUCUUCCCAUCACCACGAAUCUGCACCUCAUACCUUCGAAAAGGCCACAUCACUACAUCACCCUUGUGAAUCCCUCCAUAUCCGGUAUUCGCAUUCUAGCCACAUGUCGCCAGAUUAACCAAGAGGCAUCACCUAUCCUCAAGCCACACCUAACUCGCAUUCUCAAGACACCACCCGAAAUCCAGAUCGCGGCUAAAGACCUCAUCGGCCUUUUAAACUUCGACGACAGUUUUAGAUACGAGUACGACAUUCUGGACAGGAUUCUGCGGGCUGUAAAAGUUGCAACAACCCUGCAGAGCAUUCACGGAUACCGCAAAUCAGGAAGCGAGGAGGCAUACCUCACGAUGAAGUCGUGGCUGAGAGUGCGCGGCCUGCUAGACAAUGAGGACCGAGUAUCUGCCAAGGCCCUUGCAACAUUCGUGCUUCGCGCACACGAGUAUAGAAAGACUUACCCAAGCACCUUUUACAAGUACCCUCCGUUGAACGUCAUAGUCAAUGUACCAGCCAACUACCAACGUCAGACAGUGAUAUCGACUGUAUCUCGCGUCAUGCAAAUUUACCACCGUAUUUUAUUCCAUCCUCGACGACCCCGAUAUCAGACGGGCCUGACGAAGUUGAGCUGGCUCUUCUGCCGCAUCGCAUUCACCAUGGCGCUGAAGUGCGAUCAUCACAGCACAUUGGCUAUCUGUCUCAAGAUAAGACUUAUUCGAGUGGAGGAUGGUCCGUCCAGGCGUGUUCCACAGGCGACUGAGCACAGGAUCCACGCAAAUAUCAUACAGGGUGUGCAUGACGCGAAAUGCAAUGGAAAGCGUUUGGUGUACUAUGGUGGGGUGGUACAAGAUGGAGAUCAAGAUACGGACAUUGCCCGUUAG